AUGAGCGCCGUAGAAGCAGCCAUUAAAGGAAAUGAUCAAGUGAGGUUUUUAGAUCAUCUGCAUCCAGCAAUCAAAGUUGAUAAACAGAAAAUUAACAUCCACCCAAAUCAUCUGUUUUAUCGCCUUAUAGCUAUUGCACAGAGAGAUGAAAACACGACUCCAUACUUUGACUACGAGCUUACGGCAAUGCCAACUUCGCUAUUCAAGGACAAUUUUAUGCGUAAAUCUGUAAAAUCUCAACUAGCACAAGCCCUCGAGAAAAGUGUCCAGUCCUCUGGAGAAAACCCGCAAGCCAUGCAUGUUCUCGAUUGCGGAGCCCCUAUUCAUAAAGUGAAAUGGCAGAAGAAUGUUACAUACAAAGACAUAGCGGUGCCAUAUGUAAACUAUGUGCGUACAAGAUAUCGCGACUGUUGUAUUGUGUUUGAUGGUUACGGACAGGGUCCGACGAUUAAAGAUCACGAGCACCAGCGAAGAAUUGGUAAAACAUGCGCUGAUAUUCAGCUCAGUGAAAAUAUAAAGGCUCACAGUGAUCAGCAGACCUUCCUCUCGAACGAGAAAAACAAAAGUCAGUUCAUAGCGUUGCUGAAUCGAUGCUUGGAAGCUGAUGGCCAGAUUUUACAUAACAGCACGGGAGAUGCUGACACAUUGACAGUGGAAACUGCUCUUCUAUUUGCAAGACAAGAAAGAGAAGUAAAAGUAGUAGCAAAUGACACGGAUGUACUUAUCCUCUUGAUGUACCACUGGAACGCGAAUAUGGCUGAUAUAUAUUUCCAUUCAGAGGUAAAGAGAUCAAAGAAAGGUUUGAAGGUGUGGAAAGUUCAAGACCUUGUUAACAAAGCUGGCAAAGUUGUAACAUCCCAUCUCCUGUUUAUCCACGCAUGGAGUGGUUGCGACACCACAUCUGCAACAUAUGGGCAUGGCAAAACCAGUCUUUGA
Paramuricea clavata is the source of this 936-nucleotide messenger RNA. The record is from the annotation of a GenBank genome assembly. NCBI's taxonomy places the organism in Eukaryota, Metazoa, Cnidaria, Anthozoa, Malacalcyonacea, Plexauridae.